Nezara viridula (southern green stink bug) is the source of this 234-nucleotide messenger RNA. NCBI's taxonomy places the organism in Eukaryota, Metazoa, Arthropoda, Insecta, Hemiptera, Pentatomidae. The record is from the annotation of a GenBank genome assembly.
AUGGUACCACAAAGUUCCAUUUUUGUGAGAAUUAAAACAGUCGCUAAAAACUAUCAGGACGAUAUUUUGGAACCUGUUGUCAAGCAUCUAAAUGAAACUCUUGAUUUCUGGAAGUCAUUGGGUUUUCUAGCAGGAUUCCGCCCUAACUCACAAGGCCAGGUCAACUCAGCAAUGGCGGCAAAAGAACAUUCCAGAGUUCAUUUCUGCCUCAGAUUGGCCCUCAGGAAACCCUGA